GACGCCAUAUUUUGAUUUCACCUGCGUCAUCAAACUGCGCCUGACGCCAACGGGAGUUCGCUGACAACAACAACAACAACAACAACAACAACAACUUCUUCCCUCUCGUGUGUCAGGCGUUUAACAUCGGUCCGACGCCAGACGUAGCAGCAGCUGGUCCCGGCGCCGCGGGGCGGAGGGUGACACGGGCCGCGGCGGAGCCGGAGCUAACAAACAUUAGCCGCCACCGUGUUGGACCAGAGUCCGGCCUGAGUCCGCCUGCUCGGAGGAGUGUCACCGUCGGGAGUGCUGCUGGUUCUCCGCGUCGUGUCCGUUUCUCCUCCGCAGAAAACGACUGUGACGGUUCACGUUGUUCCGGUGGACGCUAACGACCUGCAGGCUAACGGUUAGCUCCAGCCACACACCGUACACUUCUUCAACUUCUUUGGGCCUCACGCACAUUUUGAGUGAAGAAUUUGAAAAUGUCGUCGUCCCCCCAGAUCCUCGGAGAAACAGAGAGACGUCGGUGGCUGCUUCGGGACCUGAUCCGGACCUGAGCGAGGAGAAGCGUCCGCCUCCCGCAGGAGCAGAGGAUGAAGGGAUGAAGAGAUGAAUGGAGUGAAGGUGGAGGAAGCAGCAGCAGAAGACAGAGGAGAGGAGAGUCCGCGGCGUCCAGCUCCAGGUUCGUCCUCACACCUUCACACCGAAGAGUCCGGUUCAGGUCGGACACGUGUCGUCACACCAGGACGCUAACGUCCCCCGGGCAACGUCAGGCGUUUCCAUGGAAACGACAGGAGAGCGUCAAGCGCGUGUGAACGUUCAGUCUGUUCUGCAGAGAUGUUCAGUAUCCACAGGGUUUUUUUAGACACAACGUGUUAAAAUACAAGUGGAGCUAUUAAUGAAACAUGUCGAUCCAUCAGUUUAUUCUUGAAUCACUUUUCAUACAAACGACAGGAAACAACGUGACUGUGUGGACAUGAAGUGAGGAGAGACGCUGUGGAAGAGCAACAAAGAAACUGAAUAAAUAAUAUAGAAUGAAAUGAUACAUCUGUAAAACGGUCAAAGAUAAAUAUGUAAAAUAAAUAGAUGUUCUCUGAGAUGUUAACGUCGGCCUGGUUUCCUGCAGGAGCGUGGACGCAUCCAGACGUCCUGACACCAGAGGAACCGGAGGAACCUGCGUUACAACAUGGCGGCCGUCCGUCAAAAUGCCGUCACCGCUGUUCAAUCUGCGGCAGGGAGUUUUCCCGUCCGUCUCGCCUCUCAGACCACAUGGCGACGCACGCGGGCGUCAAGCCGCACGGCUGCUCCGUGUGCGGGAAACGCUUCUCCAAGAAGAUCAAUGUGUCGGCGCACCAGCGCGUCCACACCGGGGAGAAGCCGUACUCCUGUCCCGACUGCGGCGUCAGAUACGCCCAGCUGAGCUGCCUGAGGAGGCACCGGCUCGGACACGCCGCAGAGAAGCCCCACCAGUGCACCAUGUGCGGGCGAGGGUUCGUCCAGCGGCGGCAUCUCGUGCAGCACGAGCGGAUGCACACGGGUGAGAGGCCAUUCUCCUGCCCGCUGUGCCCCAAGAGCUUUGCCUCCAGGACGGGCCUCAGCGAUCACCAGAAGACCCACAGAGAGGAGAACCUACGCUCGUGCACGUUCUGCGACAAGGUCUUCAGCACGCCGUCGUCCCUCCGGGAUCACGUGCGGCUCCACACGGGACAGAAGCUCCACCCCUGCUCGCUGUGCAGCAAGAGCUUCAACCGACCGGGCCUGCUGAGGAAGCACCUGCAGAAACACGCCGAGGAGGAAGACGUGCUCGACGCUCUGCGGAGGGGGGAGACGCCUCACCGCUGCCUCCAGUGCCGCAAAGACUUCUCCUCUGCCGAGAAGCUGCAGUUGCACCAGCAGCUCCACCAGAGCGCGCUGCAGUUCGCCUGCGACGUCUGCGGCCGUAGUUUCACCAGAGCAUCGCGGCUAAAGGACCAUGUAAGGUCCCACACGGGGGAGAAACCGUACCAGUGCGAUGUCUGCCAGAAACGAUUCUCAGUGCAGCGGGUGUUCAGGAAGCACCAAGAGAUCCACAGCAGGGAGGGACACGCCUCCUCCACCGCCGCCGCCGCCGACAAUGUGAUGCCGGGCCACGUGUCUGACAAACGCCACGUCUGCAGCAUCUGCUCCAAGAGCUUCUUGCGGCCCGUCCGGCUGCGCAGACACAUGAGGAUCCACAUCAGGGACGGACUCAUCGCCGUCCCCGCCGACAAGGAGUUCUGGUUCAACAUGCAGAAUGUGGAGGGGGAGGGAGGGGCGAUGAAGAACGAGGAGGAGGAGGGUCUGGAAGAGGAGGACUCGCAGGAACUCUCCGCCCCUGCCCCUAAGUCCAGACCGCCGCCUGGUAACCAUGGCAAUGGCUUAGUGUCAAAGGAGGACGGAGGAGACGUCAGCGGCCUGAUAAACUCUGACGGAGAGGAAGAAGACUGGAGACCGGCGCUCGUGGAUUCUUCGUGUCUCCCGACAGAACCAGGCGGCGGCGACGGCGGCUCGGAGGCAAAGGCGGCGGCGCCGGCUUUAGCAGGUGGUGGCGACGGUAAAAGGAAGCACUGCUGUCCGGUGUGCGGUCGCGACUGCUUCAAAGCAUCAGCGCUGCAGAAGCACCUGAGGAUUCACUCGGGCGAGCGUCCGUUCCACUGCUCCGCCUGCAACAAGAGCUUCACGCAGCAGGUGCACCUGACGGAGCACCGGAGGAUCCACACCGGAGAGAAGCCCUACACCUGCUCCGACUGCGGCAAGAGCUUCACCUUCUCCAGCGCUCUGCGCCGCCACCAGCGGCUGCACGCCGACACCCGGCCGUACCAGUGCUCCGCCUGCCAGAAGACCUUCAAGUACCAGAGCUCGCUCAAGAACCACCAGCUGACGCACUCAGGCGUCCGCUACCAGUGUCCGCUGUGCAGCAAGAGCUUCAGCCGCGCCCUGGAGCUCACCUACCACGUGGACAUGCACUCGGCCGCUCGGCCGUACUUCUGCGAAAUCUGCAAAAAGAACCUGAGCGGAGCGCGGAUCUUCCGCAAACACAUGAAGAAACACGAGUCCUCGAACUCGGCGCCGCCAUCGCUGCCACGAGACGGAGCGGCAGCGACGACGACGACGCCGUCGGCGGGCGGAGCCACCGAGGGUCAGAGGGUCUGAAAUAAGAAACAGGUUUGACUUGAACCCUGGACUGAAACAAUGUGAAACUAAAACUUUGCUCUUCUCUCGUAAAACUACUGAAAGAUUUACCUCUGAACAUGAAGAUGAACGUCACACUGAUCGCCGCCUAUAGAUAAUCAAUAGGUUCAUGUAUACAUAUACACAAUAAAUGGAUCAACAGAAUAUUUAUUAACAGCUGAUUAUCAAUGUAUUUUAAUGGAUGGUUUCAGACAGAAUGUUUCUGUUUUUUCCCAUUUGAUGAGUUGAUUUUUAUUUUGUCACAAAUAAACAAAAUAAUUGUU
This is a messenger RNA of Scophthalmus maximus (turbot), 3452 nucleotides long. RefSeq names its product zinc finger protein 883-like. The record is from RefSeq and is a predicted model, not a curated record. Gene Ontology annotation, cellular component: nucleus. Gene Ontology annotation, molecular function: DNA-binding transcription activator activity, RNA polymerase II-specific; RNA polymerase II cis-regulatory region sequence-specific DNA binding. NCBI's taxonomy places the organism in Eukaryota, Metazoa, Chordata, Actinopteri, Pleuronectiformes, Scophthalmidae. The coding region runs from base 1066 to 3150 and encodes 694 amino acids. The transcript is spliced from 6 exons. Gene Ontology annotation, biological process: regulation of transcription by RNA polymerase II.